AUGCCCGAUACGGAGUCAGAGUCGGUGACCAGGGAGCGGCCCAGCCGGAGGAGGAAGCAGCUGCGGGAUAGGCGAGAUGGAAGCCGGACAAGCUCGGCCCCAAAGCGGAAAUUCAUCAUUGAUACUGGAUACUUGUUGGCCACCGUUAUGUUAGUCGGCCUAGCAUUGGCUGGAGCGUAUCUGGCGCGGCGAGCACGGUUUCGGUCGCAGUCAGUUCAAGGAGAGGAACGUGGUGAGGGAGCGCUGAGUGCUAUGACUGACAGUGGUCCGACACCAGCUGUGGAGCAAUCGCCACUUGUUUCCCGCCGUCCGAGUCUCCUCUCCGAUGGGUUGAGUAGCGGAGAGGUCGAGCAUUUUCAACUGGAAACGCAAGGCGCACCGGAAAGCCCUCCUUUGUACGCACCGCUGCCUGUACCCGGACCGGCAAGCCGGAGCCGUUCACGCAUGUCUCGGAGAAGACCUGAAGACUCGAAUUCAAGUACUAGUGACGAAGGCAGUGGUCCACCGAGCAACGUUCGGUCGCGCUCUCCGCCGACAGUGAAAAUUUCGGCAUCGAACAGAAUUGGUUCCGCUUCCAGCAGCUCUUCAACGGGAUACCCGUCACCGUACAAUAACAUAAGCAUGAGUCUCUUUUUCCUCAGUGGAAACGGUCGAGUGUCAGGCUCUUCUCCCUCUGCAGAGAUGCGUCCUCAUCCUGGAAUGAUCCCGUUUCCGCCUGUGACAUGGGAGACGGCUACGUCUACACUCUCUAUACCUGCAACUCGUUUUGCAACGCUACAAACGCCUGAGGAAAGUCUCACAGGCACGCCGUUGCCACUGAAGACUCCGGGAGUUUCACCUACGACACGACUGUCCUUCUCUGACAGCGAAACUGGUGGCCCAUCUGGAGCUGUAACGCUAUUGCCAACGCAUCCUCCCCUGCAGACAACACCUGAAAUUGUUCCCCAGUCAGAACUGUCACCAGCUGCACCGCCGCCGAAUACUCUGAGAGGGAUGUCUAUGCUCUCCGUUGUUCCUACCGUUUUGCAUUCGACGCCUCCUGACGUAGCAAGUAGUUCGACACCCAGUCCAACGACACCCGAGAGGAACAUUGUCGUUGUUCAGCAGUCACCGAGUCCCAGUCCAGAAGCACUACCAUCAGCAAGGCCGCCAGCCGCGAGCUCAGGAAGUUCUAUCCCCCCCGUGCAGCAUAGCUCCCUGCCUGCGGCUGACAACCUGCCGCGAACGUUACAGUCCGGCCUGCUCGACGGUGGGCAGGAUAGCAUGCAGCUUCCGCUGCCGCAACAAGAGACCUCGCCUGUGGCGUCAGCGCCUUCCGUUCUCGGGCCAGAGGAAACCCUGGCGUGGAUGGAGAAAGCGCUUUCGACGCAGUUGAUGCAGCAUCCUGGACAACAGCUCCCGAUUUCGUCUGCGGUUCCGCUAGCGGGUCCACUCGUUUCUCAAACCGGAAAUGACGCUAGGUCGACAGGAAACACUGCGAGAGGCUCGAGCCCAGACAACAGCCAGACGGAGACGUCUGAUCCCUUCUCAUCUCUUGAUCCUCUCGGAUUCUUGCCUUCUGGGGCGCCAUUAGCUCCGCCGCAGUCGCAACCAGAAGAGACAUCUUUCCAUUCCACUCUCGCAGACCUGUAUACCUCAGGGUCGUCUUCGCCGCCUACAAACGCGCCAGCGUCGUCGCCGCCUACAAACGCGCCAGCGUCGUCACCCUCCCCUCGAGAGACGUUGAGCCAUAGCUCCGACCUGCGUCGACAGGUACCGACACCGCGUCCUUCAAAAUUACCGAUACCUGCCCAUUUGGAGCGAUCAAGCGUAUCUGAUGCCCCAGGUUCGGAAAAAGUACCGCAGGAUUCAAACAGCGAGGGGCAAGGUGGAGACCAGCGACGUCAGGCAUCGUCUAUACCAGUGACGCGCAUCCCACGUGCGCGAGUAAAUUCGUCUACACGUGGGCCGUCCCCCCGGACACACCGUGGCUCCAGCCUCCCUGGGCAGCUUCGUACUCCUGAAGAGAGCCAUUUCGAGUGA
Besnoitia besnoiti is the source of this 2022-nucleotide messenger RNA. RefSeq lists its product as uncharacterized. Lineage: Eukaryota; Apicomplexa; Conoidasida; Eucoccidiorida; Sarcocystidae. The transcript has a single exon. The record is from RefSeq and is a predicted model, not a curated record. The coding region runs from base 1 to 2022 and encodes 673 amino acids.